GUCACCGUCCAUUUUACAAAGACACUCACUUACUUGGCCGCAACUCCCAACCACAUCACGCUCUUUCUAUUCCCUACUUAUAUUCCCAUCUCAAAAAACUUCCUGGAGACAACAAAACAUUAACACAAACGCAAAUCUCAUCUCUCGCGUUUACUAUGGAGAAGAAGCGUUUUGGACUUGCGGCUGCGGUUGUAUUCUUAAUAUUGGUUCAAGUCUCUGUAUCGGUUCCGUUUAUAGUGCUUCAUGGAAUUGCAGCUGCAUGUUCGGAGGGCAAAGAAGCUAACUUCACACAGCUUCUCUCUAACUUCUCUGGCUCUCCUGGUUUUUGCCUAGAAGUUGGAAAUGGAGAACUCGAUUCAUGGUUCAUGCCACUUGCGAAACAAGCAGAAAUAGCGUGUGAGAAAGUGAAGCAAAUGAAAGAGUUGCGUCAAGGAUACAACAUUGUUGGAAGAUCUCAGGGGAAUCUAGUGGCUAGGGGCUUGAUUGAGUUCUGUGAUGGUGGACCUCCGGUUUACAACUAUGUAUCUUUAGCAGGUCCUCAUGCUGGAAUCUCCUCUGUUCCUAUGUGUGGUUCUGGAUUAUGGUGUGAAAUAGCAGAUGAGCUGAUCAAGUCAGAUAUUUAUAGCGACUUCAUUCAAGAUCAUCUUGCUCCUAGUGGUUAUCUCAAAAUCCCUACCGAAAUGAAAAAGUACCUGGAAAGUUCCAAGUAUCUACCUAAGCUUAACAAUGAGAUACCAGGCCAAAGAAACUCCACUUACAAAGAACGUUUCGCCAGCUUACACAACUUGGUUCUUAUCAUGUUUGAAGACGAUAAGGUCAUUGUUCCAAAAGAUUCAUCUUGGUUCGGGUUUUACCCGGAUGGUGAUUUCGGACCUCUUCUCACCGUUCGAGAGACAAAACUCUUUAAAGAGGACUGGAUCGGUCUAAAACCAUUGGUUGAUACUGGGAAAGUGGAGUUUGUGAGUAUAGAUGGCGCACACCUAAGAAUGUCGAAUGUCGAUAUCGUCAAAUACGUUGUGCCGUAUCUCCAAAACCAAUCUUCUUCCGAGCAAAAAAGAUUCAACCGCAAAACCAAGGAGCCUUUGCGUACUUAAAAGAGAAAAUAUCUCAUCAUUCAUAUGUAAUAGUGAAAAAACCCUAGUGAUGAUUGUGUAGAACAAAAAUCCUUAUUCAUAUAGUUAUUAUUAUAAUAAUGUAUGCAUAAGUAUUUAAUCAUAUAAAAUCCAAAAGGCAAAUGGGAGAGUUAAAUUCUGAUUA
Messenger RNA from Brassica napus (rape), 1257 nucleotides. RefSeq names its product palmitoyl-protein thioesterase 1. Lineage: Eukaryota; Viridiplantae; Streptophyta; Magnoliopsida; Brassicales; Brassicaceae. The transcript is spliced from 7 exons. Gene Ontology annotation, cellular component: intracellular membrane-bounded organelle. Gene Ontology annotation, molecular function: thiolester hydrolase activity. The record is from RefSeq and is a predicted model, not a curated record. Bases 156 to 1094 code for a protein of 312 amino acids.